AUGAUCGGACUUUUAUCCAGUCCCGCAAAUGGCAUGCCUAUUGGCGCUAUGCAGGCUGCCAUUCCUUUUGGCCUUGGACUGGCUUCUGCGGCAUACAUGGCUACGAGGGCUGCCUCGGCUCCAGGGUUCAGUACAGACAAGAGAAUCCCUAUAGCCUCUCUCAGACCAGGCGACUCUUCACAUGAUGAUGAGUACAAUGAGGAUCCAGACGCAUUCCUCGAGCGCUGUGAAAAAGAAUACGGCCCAGUGUUUAACAUAUAUCUCCUCAACAUGGCCCUCACUGUCAUCUCUGGCCCUCAAGCCCGUGAAGUUUUCACUAAUGAGAGCUUCUCUGGGAAUGACGUGCGUGAAAAGCACGUACGCAUGCGCUCAUACUUUAAUUCCGGCCGAAAGAGCAACUUUAAUGAAAUAACCAUUCGAACACUCAUUCGUGAGAUGGUCAAUCGUUUUAUUCCUACUUACACUCCGAAGAUCGCAGCACAGAUGAACAUAGACAUUGAUCAAGAAAUAGUCCAUUGUCCUGCUGAGAAGGAGGCAAAACUAGUUGUGAAACCUCGUCUUGCGCUUCAAAAGAUAAUUGCUAACACAAUGGCACACGUUCUCUUUGAUCCUGAGAUUGCCAAGGACCGUAAAGUCAUUGAAACACUUAUAUCUGCUUCAGCAGAUCUCGGGCCAGCGUUCAUCAACGGUAAUUUCAGAGCCUCCAAAUGGCGCGCCUUUGUGCGAUGGUCCAACUGUAAACUGCUCCAUCCGCUUCGAAACCAUGCUCAGACUCUAGUCGAGGCCUCUACUCCUGUGAUCCGUGAGCGCCGUCGACUCGAAGCUCUGGCGAACGAGACUGGUGUUGAAUGGGAGCGGCCUGAUGAUGUACUUCAGCACAUGGUCGAUGACUUUGACAAGUAUGGGUUCAUGGACCUUGAAGAUCUUUGCGCACAUCUACUUAUUAUUGCUGGCAUGUAUGUCUAUACAGCUACAGAUAUCGUCACCAAUAUGCUCUACUAUCUGGCGGCAUUCCCACAGUACAUGGACAGGUUAUUUCAAGAACAACAGCAGGUCCUUGAUACUAUUCAGGCGGAACGAGAACAGGCACGUCAAGAGCGUUCGAGGGAAGGAAAGCCUAUUGGCGAUGACUUGGAUCCAGCACAUGACAGAGACUUGACUGCAGCUGCAAUCAAGAAGAUGAUCUAUAUGGACUCAUUUGUACGAGAGGUCUUCAGGUUCCGUACUGAACGUCUGGGGAUAAUGCACCUUGCGCUCGAAGAUGUUACUCUUUCAAGCGGUAUUAUGAUCUCCAAGGGCUCUACUGUUAUUAUCAACACCAGACCUGCUCAUCAGAGUUCUGAAAACGGUGAGGAUGUGACAGAGUUUAGACCAUGGCGGUUCGUAGGCAAGAACAAAGCUGCGACUAAAGUUGGGAUGGACUACCUACCCUUUGGUAUAGGAAGUCGCUCUUGUCCAGGCCGAUUCAUGAAUAUACAGGAAGCAAAAGUCUUCGGGGAACUGAUGAUCUCCAAGUACUCUAAGAUCGAAAUCCCGGAUCCUUCCAAGACAAAGAUGGCUCUUUACGCCCGUCUUGGUGAGGCUAUUGAUACUAAUUUGAAGCUCACUAGUCGUGAUUGA
This is a messenger RNA of Lobosporangium transversale, 1620 nucleotides long. Its product is annotated as cytochrome P450. Bases 1 to 1620 code for a protein of 539 amino acids. Gene Ontology annotation, molecular function: heme binding; iron ion binding; monooxygenase activity. NCBI's taxonomy places the organism in Eukaryota, Fungi, Mortierellomycota, Mortierellomycetes, Mortierellales, Mortierellaceae. The record is from RefSeq and is a predicted model, not a curated record. The transcript is spliced from 4 exons.